Spea bombifrons (plains spadefoot toad) is the source of this 1203-nucleotide messenger RNA. It is a transcript of the gene CHORDC1, whose product is annotated as cysteine and histidine rich domain containing 1. NCBI's taxonomy places the organism in Eukaryota, Metazoa, Chordata, Amphibia, Anura, Pelobatidae. Bases 141 to 1151 code for a protein of 336 amino acids. The record is from RefSeq and is a predicted model, not a curated record. The transcript has 11 exons.
UGUCCGACGGAUUCCGGAAGGAACAUUCUGAACAGUUUGUUCCCGGCGUCUGAGCCCGAGGCGGCGCGUUUGUGUUUUUGCGGUUCUAGCGCUAUUGUGUGACAUUCGUUACCUUUGCGUUAUACGACCAAGCCAUAAACAUGUCCGUGCUUUGCUACAACCGAGGAUGUGGUCAGCGCUACGACCCGGAAUCCAAUAACGAGGAUUUGUGUACCCACCACCCAGGAGUGCCAGUUUUCCACGAUGCCUUAAAGGGUUGGUCGUGCUGUAAGAGACGAACCACUGAUUUCUCAGAUUUCUUGAGUAUUGCGGGCUGUACAAAAGGACCUCACAGUAAUGAAAAACCUCCGGAGCCUGUAAAACCUGAAGUCAAAACCACAUCAGAAAAAAAAGAAUUGGCUGACUUAAAACCCAAAUUUAAUGAGCAUAUCAUUCAAGCACCGAAGCCAUUUGAAUCUAUAAAACGGCCUAGUCCAGAUGAGCCCUUAGUGCGCUUACAGCUGAAGGUGUCUGCGUCGCUGAAACAAGCCUUGGAGAAACUCAGACUGUCUACAGAAAAUGAGCCAGAAGCAGCAGAGGAAGAUACGGGAGAAAUUAAGGCUGGAACCCCCUGUAAAAAUGCAGGUUGUUUAAAGACUUUUGCUGGACCACAGACCAAUGAGGAAAUCUGCCGAUACCACGCCGGUGUUCCUAUUUUUCAUGAAGGAAUGAAGUAUUGGAGCUGCUGCAAGAGGAAAACCUCUGAUUUUAAUACAUUUUUGUCUCAAGAAGGGUGUUCGGCAGGUUCACAUUUAUGGAUUAAGAAAGAUGAUGGUAAGAAAGUGGUUCCAUGUAGGCAUGACUGGCACCAAACUGGAGGCGCUGUCACCAUAUCAAUCUACGCAAAGAAUUCCAUGCCAGAACUAAGCUUUGUAGAUGCAAACCGUACACUGGUGAACAUCCAGAUAGUAUUUGAUGGUGAGAAAGAAUUUCAGCAGAAUUUAAAGUUAUGGGGGGUAAUCGAUGUUCAAAAAAGUUACGUCACAUUGACUGCUACAAAAGUUGAGAUUUUCUUGAAAAAAGCUGAACCGAUGUCUUGGGCGAGACUAGAACUACCUCAAACCGUCACGCCGGAGACAAAAGAGAGCGCCGCUUCGGACGGUCAAGAAUAACCCCGAUGCCUGAAGUGACAGAAACUGCUACGAGAGGAUGAAGCGAUAGCCU